Molecule: messenger RNA, 4236 nt
Organism: Prinia subflava (tawny-flanked prinia)
Lineage: Eukaryota; Metazoa; Chordata; Aves; Passeriformes; Cisticolidae
Gene: PPP1R21
Product: protein phosphatase 1 regulatory subunit 21
Exons: 22
Coding region: 124-2463 (779 amino acids)
Cellular component (GO): early endosome; membrane
Source: RefSeq, a predicted model, not a curated record
GCGUUCCCAUCGCCCUGAACCCGGAAGUGCGUCUUCCCAUUCGCGGGCGUGCGGGGCCGGCCGGAGCGCCCGAGCCGAGUCCAGCCGAGCCGAGCCGAGUCCAGCCGAGCCGGCGGGGCGGAGAUGGCGGCGGCGGCGGAGCUGCAGGGGAAGUACCAGAAGCUGGCCCAGGAGUACUCCAAGCUCCGAGCUCAGAACCAAGUCCUGAAAAAAGGAGUUGUAGAUGAGCAAGCAAACUCUGCCUCACUGAAGGAACAACUGAAAAUGAAGGAUCAAUCACUGAGGAAACUGCAGCAAGAAAUGGACAGUUUGACUUUUCGAAAUCAGCAACUUGCCAAGCGGGUGGAGCUACUUCAAGAUGAACUUGCAUUAAGUGAAGCUCGGGGCAAAAAGAACAAGAAAAGUGUAGAAUCCUCAUCUCAGCUGAGUCAAGAACAGAAAAGUGUCUUCAAUGAAGAUCUUCAGAAGAAAAUAGAAGAAAAUGAACGACUGCAUAUACUUUUCUUUGAAGCAGAUGAGCAGCACAAACGUUUAGAAGCAGAGCUGAGGAGUAGACUGGAGGUUUUGGAAACGGAUGCUGCCCAGCACCAAGCUGUGGUGGACAGCUUAACCAAGAAAUACACAGAGACCAUAGAAAAGCUGCAGAAUGAUAAAGCCAAAUUAGAAAUCAAGUCUCAGACACUAGAAAGAGAAGCUAAGGACUGUAGGCUUCGAACUGAAGAAUGCCAGCAACAGCUAAAGAAUCUUCAAGCAGCUUUGGGCAGUAGACUGGAAGAAUCUCUAUGCAUAAUUAAUGAAAAAGUACCUUUUAAUGACACAAGAUCUACUCGAUACAAUGCUCUGAAUGUACCAUUGCACAACAGAAGGAAUCAGCUGAAGCUGCGAGACCUAGCUGGCCAGGCCAUGGCUUUUGUCCAAGAACUUGUAACAGCUCUCCUGAACUUCCACACCUACACUGAGCAGAAGGUACAGAUCUUCCCCAUUGAUUCUGCAACAGACAUAAUAUCGCCCUUAAAUCAGAAGUUCUCACAGUAUCUCCAUGAAAACGCUUCCUAUGUUCGCCCUCUGGAGGAAGGAAUGCUGCACUUGUUUGAGAGCAUCACGGAGGAUACUGUGACAGUCCUGGAAACAACUGUGAAAUUGAAAGGCUUCUCAGAACAUUUAGCUUCCUACUUAGGCUUUUUAAGAAAGAUUCUUCCUUAUCAGUUAAAAAGUUUGGAAGAAGAGUGUGAGUCUUCUCUUUGCACAGCUGCUUUAAGAGCUAGAAAUAUGGAGCUGCACAGAGACAUGAAAAGGUUGACUGCAGUCUUUGAGAAGCUACACACAUACGUCAGUCUUCUGGCCUUACCAAGUACAAGACCAGAAGGACUCCUUAGGACAAAUUACAACUUUGUGUUUACAAACAUUGCUGCCAGUCUUCAUGGAUUCCAUGACAUUUUAAAAGAUAUUUCCAAGCACUAUAGUCAGAAAGCUGCUUUAGAACAGGAAGUUCCAACUGCCACACAGAAACUGAUAACUACAAAUGACUGUAUUUUAUCCUCUGUUGCUGCUUUAACAAAUGGAGCAGGCAAGAUGGCCUCCUUCUUUAGCAACAACUUGGAUCUCUUCACCACCUCGUUGAGUUAUGGCCCUAAGGGAGGAGCAGAGUUCAUCAGCCCUCUCUCAGCCGAGUGCAUGCUGCAGUACAAGAAGAAGGCAGCUGCUUAUGUGAAGUCCUUGAAGAAGCCUUGUGCAGAUUCAGUGCCUUAUGAAGAGGCUUUAGCCAAUCGCAGAGUUCUCCUGAGUUCUACAGAAAGCAGGGAAGGUCUUGCACAACAGGUCCAGCAGAGUUUGGAGAAAAUUGCAAAACUUGAACAAGAAAAAGAACACUGGAUGUUGGAGGCCCAGCUAGCUAAAAUAAAGCUAGAAAAAGAAAACCAAAAACUGAAGAACUCUCUUAGUGGACAUUUAACUGAAACUAUCCAGGAGCGUUCAGUUUUGCCAAAUAUAGCAGAACAAAAGAAGGAAACCACAGAAAAGAGUCUGAGGGAACCUAUUAAGAGCACCAGUCUGAUUGGAAUGUUGACUGUAACUACUGAUAAUGAAAAGGCUCCAGAUGUUGAGUCUCGUGAAGAUCUGAUAAAAACUCACUACAUGGCCAGGAUAGCAGAGCUGACCUCUCACCUGCAGCUUGCUGACAGCAAAUCAGUGCACUUCCAUGCUGAGUGUCGAGCACUUGCCAAAAGACUUUCUCUGGCAGAGAAGUCCAAGGAAUCGCUCACAGAAGAGUUGAAGCUUGCCAGUCAAAACAUCACCAGAUUACAGGAUGAAUUGAUGACAACAAAGAGGAGCUACGAGGACCAGCUAAGCAUGAUGAGUGACCAUCUGUGCAGUAUGAACGAAACCUUGACUAAGCAAAGGGAGGAGAUUGAUACACUGAAGAUGGCCAGUAAGGGAAAUUCUAAAAAGAACAAAAAUCGAUAGUUUACAGCUGAAUCCUUGGAAGCUGCUGCUGCACAGGAUGCAGACAGUGUGACCAUUCAUUAUCUAGUUCCUGUUUGUUCCAGGAAGCAGAGGCUGGUACUGGGUCUAGUAAAAACUGAAUUGGUGCUGUAAAUGGCUUUAAAAUAUUUAGAACGUGUAACAGAUAAAACAGAACUUAAUGUUGUCUCUAAACCAGGAAAUACACACUCUGUGGGUAAUUUAUAUAGUAUUUACCUUCAGUUUUUACUGUGCACUUUUUAAAACCAGGUUUUGAUUUCAUGUAACAACUUCAGAUUUUGUAUAUUUUCAAAUAUGUUUCUGCAUUAACAAAUUUAGAUUGGUGCAGUAAGUGUCAAUUUUUGAGUUCUGCAUUUAAUGGUCAGCACAUGUACAUUCCAUUACUUGUUAAUAACAGUUUAAAAAUGAGUUUUGAGACUUUUUUGGCCAUGCAAGCUGUGCAGUUACUGUGAAUGUAUUACUCCUGUUCUCAGCCCUCUAGAAUUAAUUAGAAUUGUGGCUUGAAAUGAUUUUCACAAAUUCACCAAGUAAAUGGGAUCAUUGUUAGACUACAAGAAUGGAAACCUUUCCUGCUUCUUUUGACAGUUUGGAUUUUGAGGUGAAGAGCACAAAUAGAUGAAUUGGGCUACUUCAAUGAAAUUGCUUUAAGCCAUUUCUGUAACAUUUUGUUUACACAGGUAUAUAUAUAUAUAUAUAUUGGUUGAAAUAGCUGCUUAAGGCUAGAGGAAACUACAAUUGUCAUUUGCCCCAGAAGAGUGAAAUAAUGUGCAUAGAAUAGAUCAGCUUACUGUGUUCUCUUACAGUAAAGAGGAAUAUGAAAUAUGUAGAAGAUUUAAACACUGAAUUUGCAAAAGGUCUUCGUGGAAUUGAGUUGCGAUAAAUUCACUGGGGGGGAUGCACAUUUUCUGUGUUUUCAGAAGCUUGUGAACUUUAGGCCUCUCCUGAGAUUUUUUUAAAAUUUUUUUUUCAAGUGAAGCUCAAUAUCACAAGUUUUCACAGCAUUGAUUUGUUGUUGGGGGGUGGGGUUUGUUGGUGUUAGGUGGGGGUUUUGUUUGGUUGGUUUUUUGGUUGUGUUUUUUUUUGGUUUUGUUUGUGUUUUUUUGGUUUUUUUUAGAUCAGAUGCUGAGCUGCUCCACACUUUCCACACCAGUCUUCUGUUCCAUAAUUUCCAUUAUGGCACUUAUUUGUCCCACAGGGGUUUACUCUGAUAUCAGAUGUGUUGAAAUGUGUUAUCAGUAUGUAAUAAUAAAAUCAAACACAUGAAACCAGCUUGACUUUUUCCUUGCUUCUGGCUAUGCCCAGGCUGCAGAAUGUGACAUCGUGGCGGGGUGUUCCAGCUGUUGCUGGUGGAAUAGUUAUACCAGUCCAGGUGCUCUCAGUGCUUCUCUUUGUUCUGAUCGUUUUUCCUUUCAGAAGUGCAAAAUAGAAGUGGUUGUGAAAGGGAGAGGAGAUGGGGAGAGCCUGCAGGGUUUCUUACUGAUGUUGAAUUAAGAACUCUGUCCUGGUGCUAAUCAGCGUUGGGAAGUGUUGGCUUUCUCUCCAGCCAUUUUAUGGAAGCAGAUACAGCUCAACUGUUUAAUUUAGGGUUGGGAAGCUAAUUGCUUUCUUCCAAUUCUUUUGAAGCUGCCUUUUCUGAGAACUUUCAUCUUGCACAGAAGGUACUAAUCCAGUUAUUUUAAUUCUCUGAAUUAAAUUACUGAACUGAUAAUACUUUUAUCAAUACUACUUUUCAUAGGUUGCUGCAUUUAGAAAAAG